Molecule: messenger RNA, 4041 nt
Organism: Hemiscyllium ocellatum (epaulette shark)
Lineage: Eukaryota; Metazoa; Chordata; Chondrichthyes; Orectolobiformes; Hemiscylliidae
Gene: def8
Product: differentially expressed in FDCP 8 homolog
Exons: 13
Coding region: 229-1566 (445 amino acids)
Source: RefSeq, a predicted model, not a curated record
CUGCAGCUCCCUAGGGGGUCGAAAUGGUUUUGUGUUGAUUCUGUCCUUCAGUAUCUGAUCUCAUUGACUGCUUUCUUCCAAUCACACCGUAACGAUGAGGUGUACAACGUAAAGUACAAGUUGGGUAUAUUUUAUCCACGCAUCCAAAAGCACCUAAACACUGUUCUGAAGAAGGAAAGGGUCACCAGUCUCCAGUUUAACUGUUUUCUGUCCCUAGGUCCGACUGACAUGGAAUACAAUGAAAAACUGGCACGCUUUCGACAAGGUCAUCUCAAUCCCUUCGAUAAAGAUCCAUGCGGAAAGGUGGAUAAAGUCAGUGAGGAAGAGGGUGACCUGUCAGUAAAAGGACUACACACAGACUUUUUGUAUCGGGAGGUCAGUGCAAAUACUGAUAGAGUGAUGGAUCUUGGUUUGGCUGAGGAUCACUUUUCAAAACCUGUGGGUUCAUUUGGAGCGUUGGACAUUGAAAACCUGAAACGUGCAAUUGACGAAGUGAAACAAGUUAUAUUAGAUUUGCCAGAACACUCAGAGAAGCAGAAAGAUGCAGUUGUUAAACUUAUUCAUCUCAGGCUUAAACUGCAAGAAUUGAAGGACCCUGAUGAAGAUGAACCCAAUAUUAGAAUUAUUCUUGAACAUCGAUUCUACAAGGAGAAAAGCAAAAGUGUCAAACAGUUUUGUGACAAGUGCAGCACCAUUAUAUGGGGCUUACUUCAAACCUGGUAUACCUGUACAGGUUGUUAUUACCGGUGUCACAGUAAAUGUUUAAACCAAAUCAACAAAUCCUGUGUAAGGUCAAAGGUUAGCCACCAAUCUGAAUUUGAGCUCAAUAUCUGCCCUGAGGUGGGUCUGGACCAACAGGAUUAUCGAUGUGGAGAGUGUCGCCAACCAAUUUCUUUACGUGGUGUGCCCAGUGAAGCGCGCAUGUGUGACUACACUGGACGAUAUUAUUGCAGCAGCUGCCACUGGAAUGAUGCAGCGGUCAUUCCUGCUCGUGUCAUACACAACUGGGACUUUGAAGCCUAUAAAGUAUGCCGUUACAGUAUGAGAUACCUCACGCUGAUGAUCUCGCGGCCAGUACUGAAACUUAGAGUGAUUAAUCCACUUCUCUUCAAUUAUGUGGAGGAACUAGUAGAAAUUCGGAAACUCCGACAAGACAUUCUGCUGAUGAAACCCUAUUUCAUCACGUGUAAGGAGGCAAUGGAGGCAAGGCUGCUAUUACAGUUGCAGGAUCGACAGCAUUUCGUGGAAAACGAUGAAAUGUAUUCUUUACAGGAUUUAAUUGACAUUGCCACUGGGCGUCUGAGCUGCACUUUAACUGAAAUCCACACCAUCUUUGCAAAACAUAUUAAACUGGACUGUGAGCGAUGUCAAGCUAAAGGUUUCGUCUGUGAGUUAUGCAAAGAAGGUGAUGUGCUCUUUCCAUUCGAUAGCCACACAUCAGUGUGCCAGGAUUGUUCUGCUGUAUUCCAUAGAGAUUGUUAUUACGACAAUUCCACUACAUGUCCAAGGUGUGUGCGGCUUUCAAUGAGAAGACAGUCUCAAAUUGGAUCAGCUCACCCAGACUGAGAAGCUAAGCCCAAAUGAAGAAUUGUCGACUGCAAAUAUUGUGAUUCCGAUCACUUCAUUUUCUGCCAGCUAACUAGUUUGACCAUUAUCUUUCAGAUAAUAAUAAUCAAUGGAGUUGUUUAAUUCCAUUAAUGGACUAAAAAAUGAGGCAUUAGGAUCUGGGUUAAGUGAACAAAGAUGGAAAAUUUCCUUUAAAGUUGGGAAUCCGAGUACAAAAGCUAGUGAAAGGCUAAAAUGGCAAGGUUCCCAGUGAAAUCAAAGCAGCAGUCUUUGAAAUUAAAAUCUGAGUAUCUUUUGAAAAGUCCUUUAGAUCUUUUGAUGGUCUGUAAAAUCUGACUGGCAUAAUUUAAGGGAAGUGUUCCCUUAUAAAUUUUCCUUCAUGAACAUUUUCUAUUUAGAAUGUAUUUCAGCUUUGUUGUAACUUAUUUAUGCCAUCUCCAUCCAAUGUACAUUUACUGCAUAUUUGAAGGGAUUGUAGAAAAAGAGCUCUGAUUUUUAUGGGAUAACUUGUGAAGAAAAAAAUUGGCAUUUACAUGGUGCUUUACUACAUUCUUGGAAUGAAGACAAAUGUUUGCAAUGCUGCUCACUUUUAUUUUCUGUUUUGUCAUCAGUCCUCACUUGAUAAAGGAAAAAAUUAUUAGUUUAAUAACCUGUGCUCUGUUAUGUCUACAUUCAAUGUUAAUAGAACAGAUGUUUAAAUUGGCAAAUAAUUAUAGAUCUGGGCUUGUUAGCAUUUCAAACAAUUCUGAUUGUUUGGAUCAGAGACUACAUUGCAUGAAAGAAAGGGUUGGGGAAUGAACACAUUGGAACUAUUCCAUUUGGAAACGGAAAAAUUAUGGUUCAGGGAAUUGGUGUCCCAGCUGGUUUAUAGAAAGGGAGGCUUACAAAGCUUUGCAGUGAAAGAGCACUGGCUUAAAAAGUAAUUAAUCCUGUGCAUUGUAGGAUACGAAUGCAUCGAUGAAAGCAUACUAAAAGCAAGUGUCACUUGUCAUGUUGAAGACUGCUUUUUGGCAUGACACCAAUACUGCGUUAAGAAAUCUGCACGAGUGAUGACUGUGUGCUCAUCUGAUAUAGAGGGGUACAGUAUGUAAGCUUGAAAGUUGGCAGAUUCCUAUUGUAUACAGUAGAACUUUAUGAACUAAAGCCACACAACAUUGGUACAAAGUGUUGGGGAACAUUUUGUUCUUUGUCCUGUCCGGACCACUACUUUAGGCAUUUGCAUACUGUUAUUUAAACUGGAAUAUGAAGAAUUUCAUGCUAAGUGUUAGGAGUAGCAUAUAAUCCAGGGCUGGUCCAUUAACAAUGUCGUUCAGUGUUAGUAGCUUGUCUGACUGAGAAAUGAGAUAACUGGGUGUGGCACAAAAAAGUAUAAUUGUGUAGAUUUCUAUUUUAACUUGAACUGAAUUGGGUACCUAGAUUUUAAUUUCAGUACUGCUGAAAAUGAUAAACUGGUAAUUUUGUUAAGCUGAAUGCCUUGAUGUGGACCAGUUGCAUUUUCUAAUGUAAUCUAUAUUGUAAUUUCAAAUGGAAUUUGCUAGUUUGGAGAAAAACUACCAUACUUAUCCACAGUUGAACAUUCAGAAUUCAAUUUUAAUCCAUUUGUAUUCCUUUGAAUGGCUGCUUUUUGAGUGUGAGUGCUCAAAUUUUUGAAAUAGCUGACAUCCAGGGACCUUGAUGAUUACACUAAUUAUUUAUCACUUUGUGCAUUUUCCACCAGUUUUUUUUUGCAAAAACCAAGAAUCCUGGUUAUUUGAUUAGAAAGAGGGAUAAAAGAGAAAAUUUGGCUUCAGAAUAUCUGAAAUGUGCUAGCAAACAGUUCCAUAAAUGAUACCAUCUAUGUUGAUUUUGACAAUCUAAUAUGGACUGGGUUAAAAAUGCAUUUUUUAUUACAUUAAGUGUUAGAGGUUGAUACACUGUCUGAAUUUUUCUUUUGAAUAGUUAAUAGUACUCUAGGGUUCCGUGUCACUUGAGAAAUGGUUAUUGAACUUAUUGAAUCUCCCUAAGCAUUAUCUAUUCAGUUAUCUGCCUAAAUAAAUUGUGUAUCAUUGUAAACAAGAUCAAAAUGAAAAUAGAAAACAUAUCUCCACAUAAAGAAUUUGAUAUGGUCCAUAAUCCUAUUACUGGCCUAUUUUAAGAUAAUCACCGAUGGAGGGAAGGAAAUGGAAGUAAUUAUAUGAUUUAGACCUCUCACUCCUACUGAUAACUCUAUGUUCAAUGGAUCCAAUGGUAAAAUUAAAUAUCAUGUGGUACUUUUAUGUUUGUAGUGUAAAAAUGCAAAGUAUCAUGCUGCUGUAGAGGUUUUUAUAGCACUAAACAUCGUUACGCACUUUUCAAAUGGGUUUAAAAUCCUUAAGUAUUACUAUUCCAUUAUUCUCCUAAAGAAAUUGUGUAUUACCAUUUUAUGCACUUAUAUAAUAUCUUUUUGUCUUUUUAAAAUUCAAAUUUUGCUUGUCGUUAAUAAAAGCCAGUUUAAUG